AAUCCCAGGAACCUUUUUCGAAAAUCUGUUUGUGCAUUCAUAUACAACACAAGCUGACAUGCUUCAAAAAGAAAAGAAGAAAAAAUAUUGUAAUUACGGACUUCCUUGCACAAGUCACAACGAUAACAGUAACAUGGCUGCCAAGCUUCACUGUUUAAGUUGAACCUUCCUUCCUUCCUUCUAUUCUAACCUCCUUGGUUUUUUCCCAUUAUUUUACGACUUGAGCAGAUGGAAGCGCCCUCUAUAGUACGUUUAGUAAAACUCGUGUACUACAGUAACUUACACGUUCUGUAAAGAAUAGUUUGUUUACAGACUGAAGCAUACCGUUUUGUUGUUAAAGCGCUUUAAGUGCACAGGAUGUCAGCUGGUGAGCAGUGAAAGGUGCUCAUGGCAUAACAAACAAAGGUACUGGCAAUCUAUGGAUGUUUUGCAUUGUUUAUGAAGAAUGUUGUGCCUUGUAAGUCAAGCUGACUCUGUGAUAAUAGAGGUUGAAGUUGAUACGAAAGCCAAAGGAAAGCUAUGUCUUGAUAAAGUAUGUCAGAUGUUGGGCAUUAUAGAAUCAGAUUACAUGGGCUUGCAAUAUGUCGGCCCACAUAAUGAGAAACUGUGGUUGAAUUUGCGAAACCAAAUCAGAAGGCAAUUGCCUGGUCCACCACCAUAUCGUAUGCAUCUUAGAGUGAAAUUCUUUGUUCCACCACAUCUUGUGCUGCAAGAUAUAACACGCCACUUGUUUUAUCUUGAUGUUCGACGAGCCUUUGUUGAGAAUCGGUUGCGCACAACUGGCAGUCAUCAGUUAUACAGGCUUGCAGCUCUAGUAGCUCAGAUUGAACUAGGAGAUUUAAAUACAGAAGGUGGAACUGCAGCUGCUUUACUCAACUAUCCCAAGUUCCUGCCAUCUAAUUACUGUGUGUCUAGUAACUCAGAUGAUAUUGAUCGACCACAUAUACGUGUACGUUGGCGAUCCGGUGGCAGUAGUGAUUGUAAUAGCAAUAGCACUGAUGACAUUGUAUAUUAUGGAAGAGAGGAAGAGCAGCAACAAGUUUGCAUUGAAACAGACAAGACAGCAAUUGCUCAAUUGUGUCAGAAUGUUUUGAAAGAACAUAUGCUGCUUAAGGGUACAAAAUCUAAUGUUGCAGUUUAUCAGUUUCUCAAAGAAGCGUCUGAGCUUGAAGACUUUGGAAUGGAGCAGUACUUCGUCAAGAAUCGAAAUGGUGAAACACUUAGGAUCGGUGUGGGGCCAACUGGCAUUCUCAUACAUGAUCUUAAUCUGCAGUUAAGGCACAGUAUCACCUAUGCCUCUAUUCAUGUCACAACUCAUGCUGGUCGAUGUUUCAUUUUAACGUUCCUCAAUCAUACUGGAAAGUCUGAAGUAUUGGGUUUUAAGUUAGAGAAUUGCCAUACUGCGAGUGCUCUGUACCGAGCUGUUACUGAAAAACAUGCUUUUUACAGCUGUGAAACAGUGCGUAAUGCUGUUACAUCUCAGUUUAUUAGAGACUUAAAAGGAACUAUUGCGUCAAUCUUCAAUGAGAAUACUGCACUUGGUAAAAACUAUGUGUUUGAUAUUCAGAGGACUUGCAGAGAAGUGUAUGAUCACACGCGAAGACUCUUGUAUCAGAUGGAAGAAGAUAUGCUUAAACAAAAUUCUAAGAACUCUGAUUCUGCAAAAAGUCCUUCAAUGCAGGAUUUCAGUGUGCUUGGUCAAGAAUGUCAUUCUGCCACAUGCAAAAUAAUUCAAGAAGAACUUGCUGCUAUACAAGACUCAAUGUUAUGCAGAGUGUGCAUGGACUGUGAUGCAAGUACUGUAUUUUUUCCAUGCAGGCAUGUAGCUUGUUGUAACACAUGUGCUCCAAUGUGCCAGAACUGUCCUCUUUGUCGUAGUGAUAUCUCUGAAACUCAACAUAUCUACCUACCAUACUCAGGCCAUCGUGAUAUUGCAAGGUAGAUUAGGAAGUGUUUGUUGUAAAGUCUGCAACUUCUGAACGAUGAAGACACUAAUUUUAAUACUACUAAUGUCUUUUAGUUUGCAGAACAUUUUAAAUGAGUAUUAAUUUAUAUCCGUGAUAACCAGUAUUUAUAAUAUAUAGAGUGAGACACAUUUAAUUUAUUGAAUGAUUCCUGUAAAAAAAAAUUCAGCUACACAUGUUACAUUUUUUUAAUGUUAUGAAAGACUGAUUUUUUUAUGUCAAAAAAUUGUUUCAUCAGAGCUGAAUGAUUUUGUAAGCCUGAUUUUUCGAAUUUGUAUUUCUUAAUAUUUGUUUUGAUAGUGUGUAUUAUUUAAGCAUGUUUUUUUUUUUUUUUUUUUAGUGUAUGUAACUAACUGAUUUACUAUUUCAGUUUAUUACUUAUAUUUCAAAAUUAAAAGUAUGUGACUUUUUUUUAAUGUAUGGAAAGUUCUGUUAUACUAGUGCUUAAGUAGGGGAAAUUAAAGGGCAAUUAUUUCAUAAAUAUAUUUAAAAUAUAUCCCAAGUUUAGUGUUUUUGAAUUUCCAUUUUUUCAAAACAAAUUACUUACAAAUGUAUCUAUUUUCAUCUUUUUGAUGUUACAUAAUCAUAAAUUUAAUUGUGGAAAAGUGAAAUAAUUUUAGAAAAGGUUAAAAUUAAUAUUCUAAAUAAAAUAUGUACUGUAUAAAUGACAUGCUGUAUCAUUUUCUUGAUAAACAAAUCAUAUUUUAUCAAAAGUCUUUAGAUAAAAUAGAAUAGAUAUUAUCCUUUUUACUCUUUUAAACGUAUUUAUUUUUAGUUAAUUUUAUAUGAAACUACCUGAUCAAAAUACAGCAUGUUGUUUUAUCUCAAAUCUCAAGUUUACAUUUCUCCUAUGUAUCAUUUUUGGAAGAAGAAAGCAAAUAAUAGAUGAGAAGUUGUUAGAUGUGGAAAAUAUGAAUUUGGAGUCCUGUGAUUCUAAUCUUGUGGAACUGAUUAAAUGUUAGUCAUGUAAUAUAAUGAAAAAUAUGAACAUACGUCCUUCAGUUCUAAGUGUUUGUAAAUACUGUAGAUUUUAAAGUGAAAAGAUGCUGAAUGUUCUUAUACUCUAAUGGAUUUAUUUUAUUAAUCCCCAAGUUGCCAGGACUAGUUAUAAUGAACUGAUUAGUCAGCAGUCGGAGCAAUUUAAAAUUGGUUUAAGAUGUGGAGUAAACUGUUGUUCAAGUACAUUUAAAUUUUCAAACAAAAAUUUUUGGAAACUAUUCAAGUCAGAACCAACUUUCUCAAAUUAUUAAUAGAAUAAAUGUUUAAUUUAUAGCAUACUUAUAUUCUGGUUUGAUAACUUUCUUGUAAUGUAAACUAAUAAAUCCUGUUUAAUUUUUUUUAAAGGGAAAAUUUUCAUUUAAUAAUAAUAACAUUGCAUAUGUGAGGUACAUUAAUAAAUUACAUAUUAAGGUAAAACUGAAUUUUAGAUUUGUGUUAUGAGGCUCUCUCUGAAUUUUUCAUUUGCAUGGUUUCUGAAAUAAUAAGCACUUUUUAAAUAAUACAAAAGUUUUACUUACAGUACUUAUUCACAUAUAUACAAUAUAUUCUUGAAUAAAUAUGUUAUAUUUUUGUUUAAUAGUUAGGCACCUAAGUUAUUGAGCAUAGACAGUUUGUAUUUCAAAAAUUAAAAUAUUUCUCUGUUAUUAAACAAUACUUUCUUCACAAUUACACUACAUUUAGUUCAGUACCAGAACCCAAAGGGAAAAAAAAGUUAAAAAAAGCAUGCCUUUAGAAUUUAUUUUCAGUGGUAAGUGCUGCAAUACACUUUUUUUUUUAGCCCCGAAAGGUUGUUAUUCUUGAGCCUCACUUUAACAUUGAAUCAGUUGUUGGUUAAUUUUUUCAAAUUUCAGCACCCAGCUGCCUGAAAUAGCUACUAUAAAAAUGAAAAUAUUUAUAAUGCUUUUUUAGUAAAUCCACCUAGUGUCAUUUCACAGGUCCAGCUGGUAAUUAAUAAGCGAGAUAAAGAACUGCCUCUCUAGCUUUUAAAAUGCUUUUAAUUUAUUAAUCAGAAACAGGUGGAUUAAAUGUAAAAGAAAUAUUAAACAUAUUGCGCUUUCCCAAAUGGCAACAAACUGGUGUGAGUGGUGGAAAUCUAAAAUAUUAUAUUGGAUAUCUUUAGAAUUCUUGAAAAAAAGUAUUAAAUGUUGCCAUAUAAUUUUUGGAGACUAUUAUGAUAUCUGGUGCUAGAAAAAAGUAUUAGAACUAAAACUCUGUAUAGUUCUUAGUGAUAAUGCUUUUUUUUUAAUCACCAGAGUUAUGUAGAGAGAGUAUGUGGCAGUGAGACCAGCUUUUAUUGAGUACAUACCAUAAAGAAGUCUGCUAGUAUUCAAUAAAGACAUAUUUUGAAUUUUGAGGGGAAGGAGAUUGAAAUUAUACUUUUUUCACACCAGCUGUUCCAAAGUUUUAUUUUAUGUAUUUCUUUAUAAUUAGCCCAAAAGGAUUAUUAGUCUAGAAUAUGAUUUUGCAUUGAAGAAUAGUUAUAAUUUUGUGGAGUUUAACAAAAUACUCAACUUCCAGCAUAUUGAAAUAGAUCAGAGUCUAAUAUGUUUUUUAUAUACAUGUAUAGUUUAUUAUGCUAUUCCUGGCUGCUGCAAAAAUUAGCAAAUUUUCUAAAAAAAGUCAGAAAUAAAAAAAUUUUACAAAAAUACUUAAGACUUUUUUCUCAUCUAUUCAUUAGAAACAAAAUAUAUCCUUUUCUGUAGUAGAUGUUAAGUCCAUAAUCGACACGCGUCCUGUGACUGCAAAAUAUUCGCACAAUGUUUGAAGGUGAUAUUAGCUAUUAAAUGUAGGAUUAAUGUUCUAAGUAUUAAGAAGUAUUUUUGACAUUUUGCAUUGUAUUUGAUAAUUGACUACAUCUUCAUCUGAUGAUGUUUUUCACAUUAUACCAUAAAACUAUUAUUGUAAGUUACUUUUGCAAAAAAGCAUUUCUUAUAAAAAUUAAUAAAAUUUUCUAUUUUGUAAUGAUAAAUUUAAAUGCAUCAAAUGCUUACAUUUUGAUAAUUCUGCAUUACAAAUGUAGACGUAUUUAUUUAUUUAUUAUUGUGCAAUUACAUUUUAAUAAUUCUUUCGUUUAACAUCCAGUAUUUUAAAACAAAAUAUCUGAAGUCAUAUGUAUAUUUCAGUAUUGUAUUGUAUCUACAUAAUAAUUAUACUGUCUUCCACACUUUGUUUUUAUAAUUUUUUUUUUUUUUGCUUUAUUUAUGUAAUAACAAGUCCAUUGUAGAAUAGUUGUGAUACUUGUUAUGUGAGUAGAAAUACUUACCAGUAUUUUUAUGUGCACAAACUUCAUGUACCUAAUACUUAUUAAAAUUUAUAGAUUUUA
Molecule: messenger RNA, 5286 nt
Organism: Stegodyphus dumicola
Lineage: Eukaryota; Metazoa; Arthropoda; Arachnida; Araneae; Eresidae
Gene: dnr1
Product: E3 ubiquitin-protein ligase defense repressor 1
Biological process (GO): ubiquitin-dependent protein catabolic process
Cellular component (GO): cytoskeleton
Molecular function (GO): ubiquitin-protein transferase activity
Source: RefSeq, a predicted model, not a curated record